Messenger RNA from Cyprinodon variegatus (sheepshead minnow), 766 nucleotides. RefSeq lists its product as uncharacterized. Bases 65 to 766 code for a protein of 233 amino acids. NCBI's taxonomy places the organism in Eukaryota, Metazoa, Chordata, Actinopteri, Cyprinodontiformes, Cyprinodontidae. The record is from RefSeq and is a predicted model, not a curated record. The transcript is spliced from 6 exons.
CAGGUAUAAUUCAGUGUUGGGCAUCACACACAGAUGAAACAGCAGCAUAUUUAUCAAAUACAACAUGCUUCUUGGCUCGGUUCUAUUUCUUUCUCUGUGUAUGAUCACAGUCAAAUCCCAGCAACUAACUUCCAGUACCACAUCCAUGCCAAGUACCAUGACUAGAUUGCCCACGACUACAACAGCAGUUCCAACAACACGGAUGAUGGAUGUGCUGCACCUUGAAGCCAUACCCGACUACCCAGUAGCUGCUGGUCAAACAGUCCAACUGAGCUGCAAAAACAUCUCAUCAAAAAUCAUAACCUGGUCCAGGUUCCACCUUCAAAAUCAGAGCUGGGAAAAUGUGGGUUCAGGUAUGGUUCUGACUCUCACUGAGCCAAAACAAAGUGGAAAGUACCGGUGUGAGACCCACAAUGUUUUCAACGUGAAGAGCAUGAGCCAGAAUCAUACUGUGUACAUCGUCUCCAUACCAACAAUCGGAGAGAACUUAGGAAAAGCAGCAUUUGCUCUUUCUGUUCUAAUUUGGAUUGUCAUCAUUGCUGGUGUUGUGUGGCUGUGUUGGCAAAGAUUUUCUAACAAACUGAGCGCCUUGAACGCGCCAAAGAAAGAUCUUCCUGCUCCACCAGAAGGGAUUCCAAAGAUUUUGCCACCAAACAAUGAUUCUGAUGCAGAUGUGUACAUGAACUACACAAGCACUAAGGAAGACUACAGUAACCUUGAUCCUUCCAACAUGACAGGGGAUGAGUUUUACUCAACUCUGUCAUAA